AUGGAACAGAGUAAAGCCAUCCUUAACCAGGCCCUACUUUGUAGUUAUGGUAACGGCCAGGUGGGCCAUAAAGGGGCGCUGUAAACUCCCGGGCUUUUUCCCCGCAGGCACAGCCACGGAAGAGCAGAGAUAGCAUCAUCCCCGGCCUUGUUCCUCUUUUUUUCACCUUUAUUAGCACACCAAGAGGUGCUGCAUCUCAUUAUCAGUCCAGUCCUCCCUAUUUCUGCGCUCGAGGAUUGUUCCUGGAAUUAAUUUUGGUCAACAAACUGGCGGCCAACGGAAAGACAGAGGGCUCUGACAAUGGCAAAACCGCGAGACAUCAUCACAAUCUGCAGGUAUUCAGCCGCGGGAUUCUUUUCUUAUCAUUUGAGUUUAGGACAGACAAGGGAAGACUUUGUUGAUCUAUAGUUGUAUCAAAGGCCAGUUGAACACUGUUGAAGAACUCGCUGCAGACCACAACAUUGAUCCUAACAUCCCCGACAAUGAAGGAAAUACAGCUCUGAUACAUGCAUCUGCUGCAGGUAACCUUUAAAAAAUGGUAAUUACUUAUUACAGGGCAUGCGAAAGUAGUACAAGUCCUGGUCGAUCGCUUUCCAAAAAUAAAAAUAGACCAGGUAAAUAAACUGGGGCAAUCAGCUCUGAUGAAGUCGGCGAUUCAAGGAAGGACAAACUGCGCCAAAAUACUUUUGCGUGCCGGUAAGUGGAACGUCGUCUUUGUUCAUGGAAUUGAUAUAACCAAGGUGAUUUAUAUCUGGCGGCAAGGUCGGUAUGCCGAUGAUUUUUUACGCCUACUUGCCAAAAAAAAGUUGCAAAAUCUCAGCGGUUUCGGCCGAAAAUAAUUCUUCAAGACUCUGGGAAGGCAUAGAAAGGUCAAUUCAAGAUUUUUUUUUGAAAUUUGGUCGGUUGAAAAUAGCGAGUGUCAGCUCCAGAAAAAAAUAUUUUUGUUAAGUAGGCGUAAAAAUUCAUCGGCAUACCGACCUUGCCGCCAGAUAUAAAUCACCUUGGUUAUAUUAUGCCACAAAAAAGAUUCUGCUGCAUGGAAAUCGGGCUGGGUAGAGAGAAAGAAGACUGACAAGGGCUCGGCAAAACCCAGCAUACUGGUUUUUUUUGGAGACCUGUACCGUUUGAAAAAGCGGGAAAACUGGUCUAGAAGCAACUUUUAUAAGCUUUUGUUUCUGCUCUGCGUGAUAAUAUUCUAGCCUAACAUUACCGUUCCUUUGGGAAAACAAAUGCGAUUGACUUCAAAAGCACAGCAGUUAGCAACACAAAACCGAUCGAUGCAAGACCUAGGACAGGCGGGGAGCCAAAAAAAGAUGUUGGGAGGUGCCAACCAGGCCUGCUAAAGCCGUUGAAUGCUUGGCGGAGACUUAAUAUGACUGCUUUCUCCAACUUUAUAUAGCUAUUGCCAAACCCUAGUUUUCUUAAUCCUAACUAGUAAGCUAUUGUAGCAUGGAGAAGACUAAAAGUUACUCUAAAAACCGAAGAGAUACAAAAAGUCUGCAGAACAGUGCUGUAAGUAUUGAUCCAACGGGAAACACGCCUCUUUUAAAAUAGUAAACCCAGUGAUGUAUUAAAAAAACGUAAUUCAAAAGGUGCAACAGCGCUUACCAGAAACCGGGAUUGUUUUUCCAGAAAGCCCAGAAGUGGGUGGUAUUAAAGAAUAUCCAUUAUCUGCCCCGAGGGUCUGUCGUUAGUUAGGAGAUGGCGGUUUCAGCAGUAUUAAGGAGUGCAGUUAUUUAGGUCAUCAUAAAAAAUGUUGCUGUAUAAAAAUUUUUUUGGCUUUCAUGCCAACUGUGAUGCAAAAUAUCCUGCUAUAUUAAUUAUAAAUAUUGGGCCGAUACCCUGCCCCAAACGCAAAGCCCCAAAUAAGACAUGCUAUACAAGUCUUUCACCAGGAUGCGAGGUUUUUCCGAGCCCUCCUGAAUACAGAACUUAGGUCAUUAUUAACGUUUUCUGCCAAAUUUUCACAUAUUCAAAAUUUCGCGCAGUUUUUAAAAUUUUCACAACUAGAAACAAGAACGGGACAUAACGAGUUAUUUUAUUUAUUUUGAGGUGCGGAUCCAUACAAACGUGACUUUGGUCGGCAAUUCUGUGCUCUCGAAUGGGCCGAAUACGUUGGUCGUACUGAAUGUGCACAAACGAUCGCUCAUUUCAUGUUGGAGCCGGGCCACAAGGUCCCGGAUAAGAAGUUGUCGACGGCUUCUGAUAACUUGAAGCAGGUUGCUUGCCUCGUGGCCAUCCCUCUGAUCGGUGGAGAUAUGCCGGUGAUUGCCAGGCCACGAGUACGAUCUGCACCUCCAAUACCCGCUGUUAAGAUAACCCCAUCGGAUGGCAAGUUCGUUCUCAACAACCACAAAAAGGCCGCUCGGUCAGUUUCGCGGCCUACCAGUUCAUUGGCCUAG
Messenger RNA from Bursaphelenchus xylophilus (pine wood nematode), 2402 nucleotides. NCBI's taxonomy places the organism in Eukaryota, Metazoa, Nematoda, Chromadorea, Rhabditida, Aphelenchoididae. The record is from the annotation of a GenBank genome assembly.